AUGGUUUACACUGACACCGUCGGCGGAAGUUUCAGUGAAGACGUAAAUGAGAGUAAGGUUUGGAAACGGUAUGUUGUAUCGUUUUUCGUCAGCCUACCCUUUUUCACGUACGGCGUUGAAAACGACGUGCUAACUGCCACUUCAAAACUAGGACCAACAAUAGAAAAUUUAAACGUCCCAUGGAGUACUGUAGCGUUUAUACUCAGUUCUAUAGUAGCCGCACCGCUACAUUGUUUUGUUAUAAACAGAUAUGGCAGAAGAGUCGGAAUCUAUCUCAUCGUUUUAUUGCAAGGGAUCGUAUGCGUGCCUCUGCUAAUUGCUUUGACUGACGCCAGUGUGAUAAUACAAGGUUCAAUUGCCGGUGUAGCCACUGGGGGUUUGUUCGUCGUCGUACCAAUUUACGUCAGAGAAGUCAGCUCGGACGGAAUGCGAGGUGUGACUCUGGCACUCAUGAUGUUAAUGGCUGCCGCGGGUAACGCCAUGAAGUUGCUCUUAUCUGAAGACUCAAUGUUGUAUCUCAUGGUUGGAUUUGUAGCGAUAGAGCUCGUCGUAGUUUUCCUGAUACCCGAGAGUCCUGGCUUUCUCGUGAUGAGAGAUAAAUUACUGGACGCACAACUGAGUACAGCAAAACUAGUCUGUUUAAAACACGAUCAAAAUUUUGUUACCAAUGAGGUUCGCCUGCUGAAAGAAGAAAGCGACCGUGCCAAAUCAACUAGAAACCUAGGUUUAUUUAAUAUCCCAAAACACAAAAUAUGGCGGGAUCAAAUGAAAAUAGGACUGUUAUUGAACACUACGACAAUAUUAAGCGGGUGCAGCAUAUUCCUAGAUCAAGACAAAGCACUGGCGCAGCUUAAGACUGACAUUGACCCUGAAAAAAUGCUGGUUCCUAUCAGCCUAUUGCUAGGCGGUUUCAGCUGUGUGGUUCUAGUGAAUUUUCUCGAAAGGAAAUACCUACUGACCAUCUCAUAUAGUGUGAUGAUAUUAUCAAUGGGCACUUUAGCUGUAUACACCCAGGCCGACCUUACAGUGACGUCACUCAGAUGGGUGCCAAUCGUCGCUCUGGCAAUUCUAGUAAUCAGCUAUGGUGUGGUCUGGAGUUUGCCAACCGUAAUCUUAGCUGAGAUGCUAAAUAUAGAGAUACGGGCUACGGCUAUGGGAGUGAUAUACGUAUAUUCCCAAACAGUGAGACUGCUGCACACACUGACGUUCCAAUAUUUAGAGGAUUACAUCGGCAUAUACACGCUGCUCUAUUUGUGUGCGUGCAUCAACAUAUUCGGAGCUAUAUACGCGAUAUCGAUGAUCCCCGAUAUUAAAAAUAAGAGCGUCAAACAAAUCGAGAGGCAGCUGCGCAGAGUACCUAUUCUAAAGUUA
Iphiclides podalirius (scarce swallowtail) is the source of this 1371-nucleotide messenger RNA. The record is from the annotation of a GenBank genome assembly. NCBI's taxonomy places the organism in Eukaryota, Metazoa, Arthropoda, Insecta, Lepidoptera, Papilionidae.